Messenger RNA from Anguilla anguilla (European eel), 3987 nucleotides. Its product is annotated as E3 ubiquitin-protein ligase UHRF2-like. The record is from RefSeq and is a predicted model, not a curated record. The transcript has 16 exons. Bases 172 to 2799 code for a protein of 875 amino acids. NCBI's taxonomy places the organism in Eukaryota, Metazoa, Chordata, Actinopteri, Anguilliformes, Anguillidae. Gene Ontology annotation, molecular function: protein binding; ubiquitin protein ligase activity. Gene Ontology annotation, biological process: negative regulation of gene expression via chromosomal CpG island methylation; protein ubiquitination.
CCGUGACCCCAUGUGAAACACCUCCUGCAAUAAACACUCUCCCCUGCAGAGCUGCUCGCAAUGGAGCACUGAACACUGAGCUUUUAUAGCCAUUUCCCUUUUCCCCACACCCCCACAAUUGUUGAAAACUGUUUUAGAUAACAUUUUUAGAGAUUAUAGAACACGGGAACGAUGUGGAUUCAGAUUCGGACCAUAGACGGAAAAGAGACCCGCACCAUAGAAGAUCUUUCCAGAUUAACUAAAAUUGAGUAUCUAAGGCUGAAAAUUCAGGAGAUCUUCAAUGUAAGCCCGGAACAUCAGCGGCUAUUUUACAGGGGAAAACAGAUGGAAGAUGGCCAGACGCUGUUUGACUACAACGUUGGCCUGAAUGACAUUGUGCAGCUGCUCAUCCGCUCCCAGGCUGACCCACCCGACGGCCCCAUCCCAAAGGACUGUGAAGGCAUGGCCUGCAGCUCCGCGCAGCCCCCCCUCACCUCCACCACCACCAUCACCACCUCCAUCACCACCUCCACCACCACCUCCGCCGCCAUCAACAACAAUGGAUCCAAGACCUCCAGUCCUCCACCUGACAAUCAGCCCUCAACCUCCACUCGCUCGUAUCUCAUAGACCCAGGCCUUGGGAAAUACAAGAUAAACGAGCUGGUGGACUGCAGGGACAUCAGCAUCGGCGCCUGGUUUGAGGCCAGCAUCGUGCGGGUGACCCGAGCCUCAAAGGGACAGAAUGGCAAACCCAGCGCUUUGGGACAGGGUGGCAAGCUGAGCAAAAGGACUAACGGCAAGUUGGAUUUAGACCAAAGCCACUCUGGCCUGGACAAUAACGGAAACUCUGUUUUGAACUCGGACAGUGCACCGUCCACCUCUCACACGGACUGCAGAGACAGUGAGGAGGAGGUCGCGUAUCAUAUCAAAUAUGACGACUACCCGGAGAACGGAGUGGUGGAGAUGUGCGCAGAUGACGUCAGGCCUCGUGCACGCUCUGUGCUGAAGUGGGAGCAGCUGGAAGUGGGCCAGGUCGUCAUGGUGAACUACAACAUCGAGAUCCCUGAGGAGAGGGGCUUCUGGUUCGAUGCGGAGAUCACUGCCCUCAACGAGGUCUCCAGGACCAACAAGGAGGUUCGGGUGAAGAUCCUGCUGGGAGGCCCAGGUGACGUGAUUGAAGACUGCAAGCUCCUCUUUCUGGAUGAGAUCUACCGAAUUGAGAAGAUCGGAGCACGUCCUCUGUCUGCAGCAGACGGGCAGUUCAAACGGAAGAGCGGUCCGGAGUGUAAGCACUGCAAGGCGGACCCAGACUCUGAGUGCCGCUUCUGCUCCUGCUGUGUGUGUGGGGGCAAGCAGGAUGCUCACAUGCAGCUGCUGUGUGAUGAGUGCAAUAUGGCCUUCCACAUCUACUGCCUGAACCCUCCACUCUCCACCAUCCCUGAUGAUGAGGACUGGUACUGCCCAACCUGUAAGAAUGACACCAGUGAGGUGGUUAAGGCAGGGGAGAAGCUGAAGGCCAGUAAGAAGAGGGCCAAGAUGCCGUCGGCCAACACGGAGAGCCAGCGGGACUGGGGCAAGGGUAUGGCCUGUGUGGGGCGCACUAAGGAAUGCACCAUCGUCCCCUCCAACCACUACGGGCCCAUACCCGGGGUUCCCGUGGGAACUACCUGGAAGUUCCGAGUACAGGUGAGCGAGGCCGGGGUGCACAGGCCCCAUGUGGGGGGUAUCCACGGGCGCAGUAACGACGGCUCCUACUCUCUGGUGCUGGCCGGCGGGUUCGAGGAUGAAGUGGACAGGGGCGAUGAGUUCACUUACACAGGGAGCGGGGGUCGCGACCUUUCGGGAAACAAGCGCAUUGGCGAGCACUCCUUUGACCAGACCUUGACCCACAUGAACAGGGCCCUGGCACUCAACUGUGACGCCCCUUUGAAUGACAAGGACGGGGCGGAGUCCAGAAACUGGCGCGCGGGGAAGCCGGUGCGAGUGGUGCGCAGUUCUAAGGGCAGACGCAUCAGCAAGUACGCCCCAGAGGAGGGCAACAGAUACGACGGCAUCUACAAGGUUGUGAAGUACUGGCCUGAGAUCGGAAAGUGUGGUUUCCUGGUGUGGCGAUACCUGCUCAGACGUGACGAUUUAGAGCCGGCACCCUGGACUCCAGAGGGGGCCGAGCGCACCAAGAAGCUGGCUCUCGCUGUGCAGUAUCCGCCUGGUUACCUGGAGGCGAUGGCCAAUAAGACCAAGAAAGAGGCGACCGUGCGAGGUGGCGUCCGGGGCAAGAGGCACUCUGGGAGGGGGCGCCCGCGGUCGCACCCGCUGCCCAAGAAGGUGAAGGAGCAGGAGGUGGAGCAGAAGAGCGUGCCGGCGCCGGUGGAGGAGCCAGACGGGGGGCACCAGAGCAACGGCAGCCAGAAAACUCCCAAGGAAAUAGUUGUGCCCGCGGAGGAGCCGCCGGUGAAGCGUCUGAAGGAGGUGGAGGCGUUCCAGCUCUCCGAGCAGCAGCGGGCCCUGAUCCUGGAGGACGACCUCAACAGGAAGCUGUGGGACGAGGCCCUGGGAUUCCUGAAGGAGGGACCGAACUUCCUGAGGAAGGUGGAGCAGAUCUUCAUGUGUGUGUGCUGCCAGGAACUGGCAUUUCAGCCUGUCACCACUGUGUGUCUGCACAAUGUCUGCAAGACCUGCCUGCAGAGGUCCUUCCGUGCGGAGGUGUACACCUGCCCAGCAUGCCGCCAUGACCUGGGAAAGGACUACGUCAUGGUCCUCAACAAGACGCUACAGGUGCUGCUUGACCAGUUCUUCCCUGGCUACAGCAAGGGUCGAUGAACUGGCUAACCUCAUACAGACACAGGCACACACAUACACGCAUGCACACACACACACACACACACACACACAAACACAUGUAUAUUCAAACACAUACACACACACACACAAACACACACACAAAUAUUUGGAUGCACUCAUACAUGACACACGUCUGACACACACACUAGGCAUGCGUGCACGCACACACAUAGACCCAGAGACAACACAGACACAUCUUCCGUGGCCAGCGCAGCAAUGGCUGACCCAUCCGGAACUUGGACUGCUCCCCUCCUGCCCUCUCGACUUCACCAGCCGGCCGUUCCUGCCCCGGAACGCCCCUCCGAUCGCGUCUCCUCCAGGCGGACGCCCUCCUCCCCCCCGUCUCUGAAGACUGGACUCUCGCUGCUCGACCAGCACUGUGCCCCUUCACACUCCCAGCUGUCCUCGUGGGGAUCGGAGUUCAAAAAUGACACAAAAGCGAAACGUGCAGAAGCAGCCCGGAGCACGCGUUUGGGGUCAGUCCCAGGGAAUGGCGUGGGUUUUGGGGAAAUGGCUCUUUUUGUUUGUCAGUCAGAGGCGCAGAGCCUCGCCGCUUCUUUAAAUGUAUGUGCCUGGUUCAGACACCGCCUGCUCCGCCCCCAUUUGUGUUGCCCUUGUUUUCUGUGUCCUCCCUUUAAAACAUUCAAAGGAUUUUUGUUUUUUAAAAAAAGGCAUAAAAAUGCAACUGUUUUAAUGAGUAUGUUGUCUCUAAAGCAAACUGUGAUGUGCAUUGCCCCCUCUUACAGCUCUUAAUUUUUUUUUUAACCGUACCUGUUUUUUCUGCAAUGAUUGGCAAGCUGUCUACUUUUUGCGUGAGCUUUUCUGUGUUCUCUUCAAUCUUGUACCCUACAGUUUACUGCAGUACUAACAGUUUUAGAAGUCAUGUGGCUGCUUCGCUCUUGCAUUAGUGUUGUGUUAUAUGUUUUAUUGCACUUAUUGAAGAAAAGAGAAAUUGAAAAAAAAAUGGUCACAUCUAAUUUCCAAUAUUACCAAGUAUGCCACUUUUCUAUAAUUUAGUUGCAUAUUAUAUUUUAAUCAUUAGUUCUUUGUAUGUGGCAACCUUACGUGCUGCAAUGUCAGCCUGAAGUUACAUUGCUUCAUAUCGUGAUCUGAAAUUUUAUACAUGGUAUACUUGAUAUGUACCUAUUAAAUAUUUUGAUUCCAAAA